This is a messenger RNA of Schizosaccharomyces japonicus yFS275, 669 nucleotides long. RefSeq names its product vacuolar sorting protein Vps32. Gene Ontology annotation, biological process: vesicle-mediated transport; intralumenal vesicle formation; ubiquitin-dependent protein catabolic process via the multivesicular body sorting pathway. Gene Ontology annotation, cellular component: ESCRT III complex; cytosol; endosome. The record is from RefSeq and is a predicted model, not a curated record. Bases 1 to 669 code for a protein of 222 amino acids. NCBI's taxonomy places the organism in Eukaryota, Fungi, Ascomycota, Schizosaccharomycetes, Schizosaccharomycetales, Schizosaccharomycetaceae. The transcript is spliced from 2 exons. Gene Ontology annotation, molecular function: identical protein binding.
AUGUCUUCAUUUUUCAGAUGGUUUGGCGGCGGAAAUAAGGAAAAGGAUACCGCGAAGGACACAAUUGUUAAGUUCCAGGAAAUGCUGUCUUUAUUCGACAAGAAAGAAGAGAAGCUGGAAAAGCAAAUUGAACAACAGAAUGAGAUUGCCCGCAAAAAUGCUACAGCAAACAAGAGACUGGCAUUGACGGCAUUGAAGAGAAAAAAGAUGUAUGAAGCGGAAUUGGCCAAAAUCGAAGGUAGUCGUAACAACAUCGAACAACAGUUAUACACAAUCCAGAAUGCCAACCUGAACUUUGAAACUCUGCAGGCUAUGCGCCAAGGUGCAGAUGCUAUGAAGAAGAUCCAGAAGGGCAUGGACGCCGACAAGGUUGACCAAAUCAUGGACCGGAUUCGGGAUCAACAAGCUGUUUCAGAAGAGAUUUCUACGAUGAUUAGCACCCCCAUUGGAUUGAAUGCCGAUAUGGAUGAAGAUGAACUCACGGCGGAAUUGGAAGAGCUGCAACAAGUGGAAUUGGACAACAAGAUGCUUGGUGCCGAAAAGCCUCCUAUCCAUGCACCUUCGUUGCCUUCUACUGGAAAGGUUCCAACUUUGCCCAGUGUGCAGAAACCCCAAGUCUUAGACGAGGAAGAGGAGCUUCGCAAACUUCAAGCAGAGUUUUCGAUGUAA